GACUGGAGAGCAGGCGGCGUGAGGGCUCUGGGUAGCCGUCCCGGUGGGCACCUGCGGUCCCGGGCGCGGGGGCUCCUUCCAGAGGGAAUGGGACCCUGGCCCCUCCCCCACUUCCUGUGACUGGGCCGGCGGCGGAGGUGUGUGUGGGGAUGCCUGUGAACCGCCAGCAGUCAGACUCCUCGGAGAUGGACUCGGAUGUGUCCCCCAGCUGCGGUCUCAGCGACCUGAGCAGAGGGGGCAGCCUGGACAGUCGAAGCAGCAGCUCCCGCUCCAGGAGUUUGACUUUGGAUGACGAGAGUCUGAAGUACCUGACGCACGAGGAAAAGGAUGUCAUCCUGUUUUUCGAAGAGACCAUCGAUUCCCUGGAAGACGACUUUGAGGAGCAAGUCCUGUGUGACGGCCACUCUCCGGCGUCUUUGGAAGAGCGUGCUUCUGGUCACUCAGAGCCGGGAGAGGUGAUCGACUUAGUGCAGCCAGCACCAGAGGCGGGAGAACCGGAGAGCCUCCCAGCUGGGACAGCAGCAGCAGGGACUGGCCCUGUUGGGAAGGAAGACAUUCCUGUCCUUGAGGGCAGGAAACCAGAAGCCGGGGAUCCUCCCUUGCCAGACCCAGCAACUCCAGAGGCCCCUCCUGUGCCGCCCUCCCCGCCUGUGGCCACAGCAGCCGCGCCCCCUAGGAAAGAGCUGCUGGCCCCGGCUCCCCCUUCAGAGCACCCCAAACUGCCCCGCUCCGUUCCCACUCCCCUGGUAAUCGCUCAGAAAAUGUCUGAGAAGGUGGCAGGGAAUGAAGGGUUUCCACCUGUGUCCCCCUCCAAGGAGAGCAAGCCAGGGGACUGGAGGACACUGCCUUCGGGGGCCCCUCGGCAUGGGGACUCUUUCCUGUGGCACAAACACACAGCCCAGCCCGCGCCCAAGAUCCACCGCUUCCCAAGCAACAUCAGCGUGACCAACAGCGCGGGGAAGGAGUUCAACAAGACCAUCUCCAAAGCAGCUGUCAACGUGCAGGAGCGGAAAGCCCGGGUCUUGGCCAACAUCAAUGGCGUCUCUUUCCUGGCCGCGGGGGAGGUGGAAGACCGGGCCCCCAGGGCUGAGGUUGCCGAGCUAGGGACGCGUGGCCAGAGCAAGCCAGGCCCAAUCCACGAUGCCGCGUCCACGCGGGCGGGCAGCCACACCGGCACUCUGCAGUCCAGAGGCGUGCAGACCGAACAGUGCCCGCCAUUGGCCAAUGGCUUCCAGAGCAUCCACGACGUCCUGAAGAGUGAGCCCAGUGCCUUCGUCUCAAUGGGGAAAACUGUCACCUUCCGUCCAGACCCGGCACUGGCCGGCAAACUUGCACGGCAGAAUGCCAGCAGGAGCCUUUAUGAGCACCGGCAGCCGGACUGUAGCCAGGAUGCCAGGAAGCGGUCAGGGUCGCUGCCCAGGGCUGUUGGGUUUAGGCCCCAGGGUAUCACUGUCCAGUUCUCUGGUCGUGGCUCCACGGAGGAGGCCCGCCGGGAGGCCCUGCGCAAGCUCGGCCUUCUGAAGGAGAACUUGUGAUGGAGGGUGGGGUGGGGCUGGAGAGGCAGGAUGGCCAGGCCCAUGUGGCCUAACAACAGAUGUGCCCGCGUGAGGAGCAGUGGCCACGGUCCCAGGGCUGUGCCCUGUGGAGGACAAGAGAUGACAGGUGCCAGGACUCCGCGGUCCAGGCGGAGGGAGUGGGGACAGGAAGUGUGCCCGACUCCACUGCCACGUCCGAGCAGGGCGAUCCUUCUGGGAGAGUCCGGCCUCCUAUCUUGUCUUCCUUUUUCCUGGAGUUCAAAGAAGAGCCCUGAAAACCCUAAAUGCCAUAUCUUUUUUUUUUCUUUUCUUUUUUUUAGAUUUAGAAGGAAAGGGAUUGGAUCUGAUCUGUUUACUUUUCAGUCUCUCAUCUAGACUCUUAUCCCAAGGAGGGGACACCCAAGACAUUUAGAUCUCUUACAUUUAGUUAUCCAUGAAAGGGAUUGCCUCUUCCUUUUCUGAGAAAAUAAAACAGAAAUGCCCGUUCAAUCUUUAUAACAUCUCAGAGCAUCUCCCUUGGUUUUUCUGUUUGUUUCUCAGGGAUAAAUGUUAGUGUGUUGGCCCUAGAUGUGCCUUUGUUUCUGGCUAUAAUUUGGUUUACCCAUGUGUUGCUUUGGGUUUUUUAAAAAUUGAAUAUUGAAAUGAAUCCUUCAGAAUAUGUAAUUUUGAGUUACAGGAAUGGAAUGGGAAGGCUGGAUUUGGAAAAGGUGGUAAUUUUCAGUAAGUCCCAUCAGACUGUGGGGGCUUUGUCACUGGGAGAUAUGUGGGCGAGCAUGUAUGGUGUAUGUACCUGUCUGUAAUGUGUGUUUAUGGAAACUUGUGUUCACACGCACAUAUCUUCGUGAGUCCGCAUCCACAAACGUUGCAAGACCCUGUCAAGUAACUACAGGAUGUAAGCCCUCCUACUCUCUCGAUGGACGCAGCCAGCCGUCGCCGUCGCAGCUACAAUGGGAGAGAUAGAGACUGGAACCUUUAAGGACACAUCUCCAUCAUCUCCAUAAUCAGAGUGCUUCUUACUCACCCAUGGGUCGCUCGGUACCCAGGGAAGGUAAUAUUUCAAGUAGGCUUCCAGAGAAGCAAGAUAGUUCUUUUUUUUUUUUUUAAGUGAAGAACAUUUUUAAGGAUGUAUCCCCUAAUUUUAACCUGAUUUCAAUUUAUCACCCAAUUUUACUUGUGCAUGUUGCAAGGUAGCUAGUGAACAAAAGGAAACAAAAACAUUCUUGAGAUCCCUCGUGUUCUGUGAGCAAGAUCUCAGGAUUAGUUUUAAAGGGGAACGAAACCCCAGCAAGCUAGGUUCCACAGUUCUGAGUACUGCUUUUCUCCCAGACUGUGUGUUACAUGCUGAGUUGUAGCCACAAGCAUGUUAUUAUUAAAACUAUUUAAGGCUGGAGUCUUAAGCCUCUAAAAAUAGACUGGGAAGGGCCCCAACUGCAAGUCACGCCCUUUUGUUAUUAUGUCUCAGUGAGUGUCACAGACUUGGUUGCCUCCUGUUGAGUAUUAUUUAAAUUAAAACUUUUAAAUGUGCCGUAAAGCACAUCUUUCAUAGGGUUCAAUUUGCCUUGUAAGUUACAUAAAUUGAUUGUCAAUUUUUCCUUAGAACUACAGAAUUUAGUGUCUCAUCCAGCCCAUGUCCUCCUAAAAUAAUCUCAUAGAUUCUUGAUGGUCUUAAUUUAAAUAGGUGCUUUCAUUUUACAGGUUUUCAAAAUAGUUUUUAUUGUGUUCCUAUUUAUGUUGGAUUUUGUUUGAAGAAUUCUUGAGGGCUGUAUUACUCUUUCAUAAGGAGAGAUGCCAUAUAGUGUUUAAAAGAGGGUCUUGAUAAGGCUAACAUUUUAAAUAUCCUUUAAAUAUGAGAAUUAUCUCUUGUAUGCUAUCCUAUGACUUCACUGUGAUUAAGGUCAACAUGACUAUAAGUAUAUUUGUUCUCAUGAUGACGGUUUUGAAAAAUAAAUUUAGAGAUUUGUCUUAAGUAGAAA
Messenger RNA from Neogale vison (American mink), 3508 nucleotides. RefSeq names its product proline and serine rich 2 (gene PROSER2). The coding region runs from base 150 to 1535 and encodes 461 amino acids. Lineage: Eukaryota; Metazoa; Chordata; Mammalia; Carnivora; Mustelidae. The transcript has 4 exons. The record is from RefSeq and is a predicted model, not a curated record.